Molecule: messenger RNA, 2338 nt
Organism: Solea solea (common sole)
Lineage: Eukaryota; Metazoa; Chordata; Actinopteri; Pleuronectiformes; Soleidae
Product: ubiquitin-conjugating enzyme E2 E2
Exons: 6
Coding region: 211-816 (201 amino acids)
Biological process (GO): protein polyubiquitination
Cellular component (GO): nucleus
Molecular function (GO): ubiquitin conjugating enzyme activity
Source: RefSeq, a predicted model, not a curated record
CUCAGUUUUCUGUAAUCGCUUUUUCUGCUGCUGCUACCUCCAGUUAAAUAGCAAGGACACGGGAGCGAGCAGACGGCCGUGUGUGAGGAUAUACUUUUUUCCGCUACCGUGGGAUUUACGACGCGGGGAUUGCAGCAUCGACGGCCAGCCGCCAGGUAAUAGCGACACACGCAGUCCGCCGCGCGUCGCAGAUCCGCGAAAAGGCCCACGAUGUCCAGCGAAGUGCAGAGACCGGACGACAGCCCCAGCACCAGCGGGGGAAGCUCGGACAUCGAACAAAGGGAGUCCGUGCCUCCUGAGCAGGAGCGGGAGCAAGCACAGCCCAAAAAGAAGGAGACCAAGAUCUCCAGUAAAACUGCUGCUAAACUUUCAACUAGUGCCAAGAGGAUUCAGAAAGAGCUGGCAGAAAUAACACUAGACCCGCCUCCAAACUGCAGCGCCGGCCCCAAAGGAGACAACAUCUAUGAGUGGAGGUCGACCAUCCUGGGACCACCGGGCUCCGUGUACGAGGGAGGCGUCUUCUUCCUGGACAUCGCCUUCACGCCAGAUUACCCCUUCAAACCCCCCAAGGUAACGUUCCGUACGAGGAUCUAUCACUGCAACAUCAACAGUCAGGGCGUGAUCUGUCUGGACAUCCUGAAGGACAACUGGAGCCCCGCCCUCACCAUCUCCAAGGUCCUGCUGUCCAUCUGCUCCCUGCUCACAGACUGUAACCCAGCCGACCCUCUGGUGGGAAGCAUCGCCACACAGUACCUGACCAACAGAACAGAGCAUGACAGAAUAGCCAAACAGUGGACAAAGAGAUACGCCACAUAGACUCGCCGCUGUUAGCCCCGCCCCUCUUCAUGUCCCUCCCUCCCUCCCUCUCUCCCUUCGCUGUACCUCUCUCUACCUCUCUCUCACCCCUUUAGUCUGUCAAAGCACACUCACUCAGUGCAACAGUAUCACCUCCUCCUCCUCUUCCUCCUCCUCCUCCUCCCCUCAAACAUUUUAUCUACCUUUUCUGUGUAAAAAAAACAAAAGAAAGAAAAUCAAACGACAACAAAAGACAAAAGUCCUCUUGUUCCUUGUUGACUUGAAAACUUCUUUUUUAUACAAAGAUUUGAGGGAUUUUUAUUUUCCAAUAUGUGAAUGUUGGAAGUAAAAUAAAAAAAAUCAACAUAAUUGUAUAAUUAUCAUGCGUACGGAAGAGGAUUAGGAUUAGUGUCACACGUGAACAAAUAAAUCAGAAUUCUGAGAAGAAAUUUAGAAUUCUGUUAAAAUUCUGAUAUAAAAGCUCUGAAUUUUUAUUUUUUCUCACAGAAAAACAAAAUUCUAAAAAAUGUAUUUGAAAUUAAAGUUUUUUUCUUAGAAUUCCGGAUCUAAUCUCAGAUUCAGAUAUUUUUUUCUCGAAUUUUUGACUUUUUUCUUAAAUUUCUCAUUUGAGAUAAGUUUUUUUCACAGAAUUCUGAGGGUUUUUUUCAUAGAAAUGUUCUCAAAAUUCAAGUUUUUUUCUUAGAAUUGUGGCUCAAAUUAGAGUCAGACGACUCAUAAUUCAGAGUUUCUGAAUUCUGAGUCUAAUCUCAAAAGAUUUUUUUUCUAAGACAUUUUAUCAAAAUUCUGAAAAAUAAAAUUUAGAUUAAAGUCAGAAUUUUGACUUUUCUUAAAAUUCUGACUCUAAUCGCAGAAUUCAGAGACAAAAAAUAAAUUUGAAAUUCAGGUUCUAAUCCUGGCUCUAAUUUCAGAAUUCUGAUUAAUAAAUCUGUAUUCUGAAAUUUUCUCAAAUUUCUGAAAUGUUCUCAAAUUUCUGAAAUUUUCUCAAAUUUCUGAAAACUAAAUGUUAGGUUUUUGGCUAAAGCCUGACUCUAAUCUCAGAGUUCUGAUAAAAGGGUCUGUAUUCUGAGAUUAGAGUCAGAAUUCUGACUCCUCCUCCUCUUGCGCGCACGCGCGUUGUUUCUUCAGCUCCACAGUAAAUAAAGUAUUCUGGUUUUCUUCGAGGCUCCUGGAACAAACGUGCAGAAUAUACAGUAAAUGCUUUGACUUUGUUUUUCUUUCUUUUCUCUGUGUUUGUCAUUGCUGAUGUGAUCUGCAUGGAACAGGAAGGUUGUUUUUGUUGUUUUUGUUGUUUUUUUUGCAUCGAUGGCUCCUUCAUGCUUUUUAAACUUCCUCUGAUUUUCUUUGUACUGUAUGUAUUUUUUCAAAGGCUUUUGAGGCAGACCACAGAUGUAUAGGGUCUGCCUGUGAGAGGCAGGACGUGUUUAUUUACUGGCUAUAGCGCCACCUCUGCCAAUGCAGAGUGGUUUGUUGUGCACUUGUAUUACUGAAGCACCCAAUAAAACACACUGUGGUUGGCUCGUGA